This is a messenger RNA of Raphanus sativus (radish), 6626 nucleotides long. Its product is annotated as nuclear-pore anchor. Gene Ontology annotation, molecular function: structural constituent of nuclear pore. Bases 162 to 6485 code for a protein of 2107 amino acids. The record is from RefSeq and is a predicted model, not a curated record. Gene Ontology annotation, biological process: protein import into nucleus; mRNA export from nucleus. Gene Ontology annotation, cellular component: nuclear pore. The transcript has 44 exons. Lineage: Eukaryota; Viridiplantae; Streptophyta; Magnoliopsida; Brassicales; Brassicaceae.
UCAUUCAUCGCUUUCCCGAAUCGAUUUCGUUGCGUUCUCUCUCAAAAUCGCCAGGGAGAAGAACAAAAAAAAGAGAGUGUUCGUAAGUGUCGUCUCGUCUCCAACGUUAGAUAUAUAUUAUAUACAGCCUCGGUUAUUUCUAGAAACUAGGGCACGAAACUAUGCCCUUGUUUAUGCCCGACGACGAGCUCGCGCGGCUCUCUAGCAGCGACGCCGCCUCGGUGGUGGUCGCCGAGAGAGCCGACGAGUACAUCCGCAAGCUCUACGCCGAGCUUGACAGCGUCCGCGCCAAGGCUGAUGCUGCUUCCAUCACCGCGGAGCAGACGUGCUCGCUUCUCGAGCAGAAGUACCUCUCGCUCUCUCACGAUUUCGCGUCGCUCGAAUCUCAGAACGCGAAGCUUCAGUCUGAUCUCGAUGGUAGAUUGGCUGAGCUCGCGCAGUCUCAGGCGGAGAAGCACCAGCUUCAUUUGCAAUCGAUUGAGAAGGAUGGAGAGUUAGAGAGGAUGACUACGGAGAUGUCUGAGCUACACAAGUCCAAGAGGCAGCUGAUGGAGUUGCUAGAGCAGAAAGAUUCCGAGAUUAGCGAGAAGAAUUCGAAUAUCAAAAGCUAUUUGGAUAAAAUUGUUAAGUUGACUGACGCUAGUUCGGAGAAGGAGUCCAGAUAUGCUGAAGCAGGCGCAGAGUUGGCGCGUUCACAAGCUAUGUGCAGUCGUUUAUCUCAGGAGAAAGAGCUCAUGGAGAGGCAUACUAAAUGGCUUGAUGAGGAGUUAACAGCCAAAGUUGAUAGUUAUGCUGAACUCCGUAGGAGGCAUUCUGAUCUCGAGGCUGAAAUGUCAGCGAAGCUUGUGGAUGUUGAGAAAAAUUACAAUGAGUGCUCUAGUUCGUUAAAUUGGCAUAAGGAAAGACUGAGAGAGCUGGAAGCUAAGGUUACUUCAUUACAAGAGGAGCUCAGCUCGUGCAGAGUUGCAGCAGCGGCCACUGAAGAGCAAUACAAUGCUGAACUUUCUACUGCGAACAAGCUUGUUGAGCUGUACAAGGAAAGUUCGGAGGAAUGGUCCAGAAAGGCGGGCGAACUUGAAGGUGUCGUUAAGGCCUUAGAGGCACGCUUGAACCAAGUCGAGAGUGGGUACAAAGAUAGUCUUGAGAAAGAAAUGUCUACAAACCAGCAGCUAGAGAAGGAGAACCAAGACCUUAAACAAAAACAUGAGAAGCUUGAAGCAGAGAUUGAGAAAACUAGGAAAACAAAUGAGCUAACGCUUUUACCUUUCAGCAGUUUCACAAGAGGGGCAGACGAUUCAGGGACCAGCAACAUGAUAGAGGAAAGCCAUGCAAUAAUUUCCAAGGUUCCUGCUGGUGUGUCAGGAACGGCACUGGCAGCUUCACUCUUACGUGAUGGGUGGAGUUUGGCCAAAAUUUAUGAGAAGUAUCAAGAGGCUGUUGAUGCAAUGAGACAUGAGCAAUUAGGUCGAAAGGAAGCUGAGUUGAUACUACAACGGGUUUUAUCCGAAUUAGAAGAGAAAGCUGAAUUUAUCCAAGAUGAAAGAGGUGAGCAUGAGCGUUUGGUUGAAGCUUAUUCACUAGUCAAUCAAAAACUUCAGGAUUCUGUAUCUGAGCAAUCAAAUAUGGAGAAGUACAUCAUGGAGCUAAAGGCUGACUUGAGGAGACGGGAACGUGAAAAUAUUCUAUCUCAGAAAGAUAUAUCUGACUUACAGAAGCAGGUAACGAUACUACUGAAGGAGUGCCGUGAUGUCCAACUCCGCUGUGGAGCUGCCAGGGAUGAUGAAGAAGAUGAUACUCAGCUUUCUGAUGUUGAGAUGGAUAUGGAAUCUGAAGCUGAUAAAAUUAUUUCAGAGCAUCUUUUGAAGUUUAAAGAUAUAAAUGGACUAGUUGAGCAGAAUGUUAAGCUCCGAAACCUUGUUCGUAGUCUCUCAGAGCAGAUUGAAAGUAGGGAAAUGGAGCUCAAGGAAAUGUUUGAGACAGAACUAAAGAAAAAGACUGAUGAAGCUUCUUCCAAAGUAGCCAUCGUGCUCAAAAGAGCUGAAGAGCAGGGUCAAAUGAUUGAAGCACUUCACACAUCUGUUGCAAUGUAUAAACGACUAUAUGAAGAGGAACAAAAACGUUAUUCAUCUAAUUCUCGUUCUUCAGAUUUGCCUCCAGUGCCAGGAAGGAAUAACUUUUUACACCUGCUUGAGGAUUCACAGGAAGCUACGAAAAGAGCCCAAGAAAAAACUUUUGAACGCAUCCGAAAUCUGGAAGAAGAUUUAGCGAAGGCUAGGAGUGAGAUAAUAGCGAUAAGGUCUGAACGGGAUAAGUUGGCCAUGGAGGCAAAUUUUGUUAGGGAAAAACUAGAAGGCAUCAUGAAAGAAUCUGAACGCAAGAGAGAAGAAAUGAACGGUGUUUUGGCAAGAAACAUAGAGUUCUCGCAGCUGAUCAUCGACCACCAAAGGAAGUUACGUGAGAGUUCUGAGUCUCUGCAUGCAGCGGAAGAGAUUUCUCGAAAAUUAUCAAUGGAGGUUUCGGUUCUAAAACAAGAAAAAGAGGUGUUAUCCAGUGCUGAAAAACGAGCUUCUGAUGAAGUUUCUGCUCUAUCUCAGAGAGUUUAUCGUCUUCAGGCUACCUUGGAUACUAUACAGAGUACAGAGGAAGUUCGUGAGGAAGCAAGAGCUGCCGAGAGAAGGAAACAAGAGGAGCAUAUCAAGCAACUUGAGAAAGAAUGGGCUGAAGCUAAAAAAGAAUUGCAAGAAGAAAGGAGCAAUUCGCGAAAUAGCACUUCGGACCGCAAUCAAACUUUGAACAAUGCUGUUAUGCAGGUCGAAGAAAUGGGAAAAGAAUUGGCUAAUGCCUUGAAGGCUGUCACGGCAGCAGAGUCAAGGGCUUCUGUGGCUGAGGCUAGACUUUCUGAUUUGGAGAAGAAGAUAAGGUCUUCAGAUCCUAAGGGCCUUGAUAUGGACAGUGGUGGGGUCGUCUCUCUUUCUGAUAAUGAGAUGUCCGUAGAACUGCGUACUGCAAAGGAAGAAAUGGAAAAGCUGAGGGGAGAUGUAGAAUCUAGCAAAAGCCACAUGCUUCAGUACAAGAGUAUAGCACAGGUGAACGAAACUGCGUUGAGGCAAAUGGAAUCUGCCCAUGAGAACUUCAGACUUGAGGCUGAAAAGAGACAGGAAACAUUGGAAGCAGAGCUUGUUUCUCUUAGGGAAAGGGUGUCAGAACUUGAAAACGACUGUCUACAAAAAUCUGAGCAGAUAGCCAAUGCUGCUGCAGGAAAAGAAGAUGCUCUUGUAUCAGCAUCAGCUGAAAUUGCAAGCCUGAGAGAAGAAAGCUUAGUUAAAAGUUCCCAAAUCGAAGCAAUGAAUAUCCAAAUGUCCACUUUGAAGGAUGACUUGGAGAAGGAACAUGAGAAAUGGCGUGUUGCUCAGACAAAUUAUGAAAGACAGGUUAUUCUACAGUCUGAAACUAUUCAAGAGCUGACGAAAACUUCGCAGGCUUUGGCUUCCCUUCAAGAGGAGGCAUCUGAACUACGUAAAUUGGCUGAUUCGAGGGGAACGGAAAUUUCCGAGCUUAACUCCAAGUGGAGUGAAGAGAAAUGUAUGCUAGAGCAGCAAAAGAAUCAAGCGGAGAAGAUGUAUCAUGAACUUAAUGAACAGAACAAAUUACUCCAUAGCCGACUUGAGGCUAUGCAUCUUCGCUCGGCUGAGAAAGAUAGCCGUUCUGGAAACCUAUCAUCUGGAAGCACUGACUCGGAUCAACUUGGAGAUUCUGGUUUACAAAGUGUAGUUAAUUAUUUGCGCAAAACAAAGGAAAUAGCUGAAACAGAAAUAUCACUUAUGAGACAGGAAAAAUUACGGUUGCAAUCGCAACUUGAGAGUGCCUUGAAGAUGGCGGAAUCUGCCCGGGGUUCACUUAAUGCUGAGCGUGCCAGUACAAGGGCCUCAUUAUUGAGUGAAGAUGAAAUCAAAUCUCUUCAGCUCCAGGUUAGUGAGGUGAACUUGCUCCGUGAAAGCAACAUGCAACUCAGAGAAGAAAACAAACACAAUUUUGAGGAGUGCCAGAGAUUGCGUGAGGUAGCUCAAAAGGCUAAGACGGAUUCCGAAAACUUUGAAAAUCUAUUGAAGCAAAAGCAAACCGAGUUAGACUUGUGUAUAAGAGAGAUGGAAAGGCUAAGGAAGGACUCAGAUCUUGAAAAGAAGAGGGUUGAUGAGUUGAGGGAGACGUAUAAAAACAUUGAUGUUGCUGACUACAAUCGCCUCAAAGAUGAAGUGCGGCAACUCGAGGAUAAGCUGAAAGCGAAAGAUGACCAUAUUGAAGUUUUCAAGAAGCUUCUGUUAGAGAAGCAGAAUAAGAUAGCGCUACUAGAGAAGGAUCUAGCAAACUGUAAAAACGAACUGAGCGAGAGGGAGAAGGAUCUAACAAAAUGCAAAGCAGAAGUGAGUGAGAGGGAGAAGAAAUUAGACGCUGCUCAGCAAGCAGAGGCGACUAUGCAGUCAGAGACUGAGAAGCUGAAAGCAGAUAUCACAAGGAUUAGGAAAUCUUACACCUUCAUGAAGAAAAAGCUCGAAAAAGAAAGGGACGAUUUGAACAGUGAUAAUCAGUCACUCUCUAAACAGUUAGGGGAAGCCAAAGAGGCUGGAAAGAGAACAGCAACUGAUGCUACGGUGGAGCAGGCCGUCAAGGAGAGAGAUGAAAAGGAACAAAAAAUUCAGAUAUUGGAUAAGUAUCUUCAUUCACUGAAAGAUGACCUGAAGAAGAAGGAUGACGAAUUAACAAAAGAGAAAACAGAACGCAAGUCUGUUGAGAAGAUACUUGGAGACUCCUUGGCCAAAAUUAAAGAGGAGAAAACAAAAGUGGAUGAAGAGCUUGUUAAGCUCGAGAGGUAUCAGACGGCAUUGGCUAAUCUCUCUGAAGAAUUGGACAAAUUGAAGCAAGCAGAUGGAAAUCUUCCAGAGGGUACUUCGGCUGUCCAGGUUCUCUCUGGAAGCGUAUUGAAUGACCAAGCCGCUGCCUACGUAUCAGCUGUUGAGUCUUUUGAACGCAUGGCUCGUACUUUUGUCCUCAAUUCUCAAGGCAACACCAGUUCUACCGAUAUGGUUACUGAAGCUUCCCCUGCUAUAGUUGAGUCUUCAGCCAUUGCCAGAGCUUCUUCGUCAAAAGCACCGGUGGCAACUACCCAGCAGCCACCCAAAGUGAAGAGAUUGACUUUGCAGAAACCAAACACUGAACUCCGCAGAGGGAGGAUUAUUCGUCCCCAGCUUGGCAAACUAGAGGAACCUCCGCAAGUUGAUGCUGAGAUGCCAGAAGCUGAAGUAGCUGGUGGUGAAGGAAAACAGCCUUCCUCCAAUGUCACAGAGAGUCAAGGAACCACCGUUGUACCGCCUGUUCAGACACAAGUCCGUAAACGCCAAGCUGAUUCGUUGACUUCUGAGCCACCGCAAGCGACUCAAGGGGAAGCUAGUACCGAGAUUGUACCACCUGCGUCUAAGAAGUCGAAAGGAUCUGAGAAUGAACCUGAUACUGCCGAAGGUGAAAACCUCUCCAAAGAGCCAGACGUGGAUGAAACCAUGGAUGCUACCCUUGCCGCCGAAGAUGAUAAUGAAGAAACAGAAGCUGAGACUGCAGAUGAGGAAACUGUGGAAGCACAACAAGAAAAUGAACCUGAAGAAGGGCAGGAUAAAAUUGAUGACGAACCGGUAGAAGAAAAUCCAACCCAGACCGAAGAAGAGUUGAAGGAUCAGACCGAACAAGAGAAUCAAGAUCUUCCGACAGACGCGGAGUUUGAUAAAGAAGAAGGAGAGCUCGAUCUAGAUACACUGGAAGAUCUCGAAGAGACUACUGAUGUAGCGACUACACCCAUGCAGUCACCUAUUAGGAUGGAGACAACUAUGGAGGAAGCUGAAACAACCAUUGAGCCACCACUAGAUGAUGUUAAGGACGAUGAAGGAGGUGAUGUAGCUGCUGAAGAAGCCUCUGAUAAGCCCAACGAUGGUAAGAAUCAACAAGUAGCAGAAGCCGAUCUCAAGCCCGAGAGCACAGUAGUUACAACUGCAUCUGCAUCUGCAUCUGCCACUCCACCCACUUCCUCUACUCCAGCAUCUGCAAGUCCGGUCGAAACUCCAGAAACUGAAGAAACGAAAAGAAACCGAUCUCAAGUAGCAGAGACCAAAGUAGCUACAACUGUCUCUGCAUCUACCACUCCAGCAUCUGCAGGUGCGAGCGAAACUCCAGAAACUGAAGAAACGAAAAGAGCAGCGUCGCCAAGUAGGACUAUUAAUAUAGCUGAUAAAGCAAAGGAGAAAGCAGCUAUAAGACAAGCCGGAGUAGCUGCUACUCUAGGAGGGACCCGAACUCCUUCACCAGCCAACCGUGCUCCUUCACCACCCGCUCCUAGAGGUCGUGGUCGAAUUGUGAACACUCGAGGAGGCAAUCGAGUGCUACUUACUCGUGGUGGCCGAACCCAACGUGGUGGACGUGGACCACCGCCGAGCCAGCCGUGAUCUGUUCUAGGUUUGUUCUGAGUUAGCCAUGCAGGCUCCUUGAAGAGAUCGUAGAGAACUCAUUUUCAUGUCUAAAGCCUUUUUGACUAUUAAACCAAAUUUUAUCAUUGCCAAUUAUUGCAAUCUUUUCUACUUAUAUUA